UGCUGCGGAGGUCGGGGUGGGCGGGAGGACGUAGGGCCGCUGUCGGGCUCCCUAACUUGUUUUCGGAGCGUCUCCGCGGGUCCGGGACGCGGCGCCGCGCACGCACCAACUUGGCGGACCCGCUGUCGUCGGCCCGGACGCGCCCCCGCCCUCUGGCGGGCGCCUCGGGUCCCAGGCGUCCCGGCCGGCGGCGUCCGCGUCUGACCCGGCCGAGCGCGCUCCGCGGCGGGGCGGAGGGACCAGCCGGCCCGGAGCGGGGUCUCCGUGGUUUGCUCGUUGAAAAGGCUGACAGCUCUGCCGGGGGUUAAAGUUUGUGAAGAAGUCCUGACUUUGCGUCAGCGCCGGGCCCUGCGCCGGUCCCUCCGUCUGCGUCUCCCGCGUCCGCCAGGAGUGGCCUGUCCCGGGGCUCCUUGCCGAGCCUGGCCGCCGCUCUCCCUACGGAGCUCCCGCCCGGGAAUCCGAGAUGGAAAUCCUCUAUGAAUGUGGAAGCCAUUAGCAGAGUAAUUGCUGUCUGUUGCCAUGACAACCAGCCGCUGCAGUCACCUGCCCGAAGUCCUGCCAGAUUGCACCAGUUCGGCUGUGCCCGUGAAGACUGUAGAGGAUUGUAGCAGCCUAGUGACUGGGCAGCCACAGUAUGUCAUGCAAGUUUCAGCCAAGGACGGGCAGCUGCUGUCAACAGUAGUGCGGACUCUUGCCACCCAGAGCCCCUUCAAUGACCGGCCGAUGUGCAGGAUCUGCCAUGAGGGUAGCAGCCAAGAGGACUUGCUCUCUCCAUGUGAAUGUACAGGGACCUUGGGGACAAUUCAUCGGAGCUGCCUGGAGCACUGGCUGUCGUCGUCAAACACCAGCUACUGUGAACUCUGCCACUUCAGGUUUGCAGUGGAGCGAAAACCCAGGCCGUUAGUGGAGUGGCUCAGAAACCCUGGUCCCCAGCACGAGAAGCGGACUCUGUUUGGAGACAUGGUGUGCUUCCUGUUCAUAACGCCCCUGGCCACCAUCUCGGGCUGGCUGUGCCUGCGGGGCGCCGUGGACCACCUGCACUUUAGCAGUCGGCUCGAAGCCGUCGGCCUGAUUGCACUCACUGUCGCACUCUUCACUAUUUACCUCUUUUGGACACUGGUGUCAUUUAGGUACCACUGUCGAUUGUACAAUGAAUGGCGUAGGACCAAUCAGAGGGUGAUUCUCCUCAUUCCAAAGUCUGUCAACGUACCUUCUAACCAGCAGUCCUUGCUGGGCCUCCACUCGGGCAAGAGGAACUCAAAGGAGACAAUUGUCUGACGCUGGUGCAGCCGUUUGGUGGAUUCGUGGUUGGGGUUUGGAGAUUUCUGCACUGGGGCCAUGCACUGAGCCACCUGAGCCCUCCCUCGUCUUGUGGGUCACAACAUCCAGAGCUGCGUCAGCACAGCGCCGGAGCAACAGACUCCACCCGAAGAAAGCGAUGCUGUUUCCUUCCAAUCAUGGAUGCUGCAGUCACAUGAUACUCGCUAAGCUGCCAAACAUGUUUAUUUAGCAGAUACUGUACGGAAUUUUCUGAACACCUCUUUAACAUGUGAGGAAGGUUGUCCUGCUAAGAAUGCAACUCAAUUCUUCCUUUUUUACUAUUUCAAGAAAAAUAUAUAUAUUAAACUUAGAUGAUAAUGAAAAUCGAAAAGCCAAUGUAAAAACUGGCUUCUUGGUUUGUCUGGGUUUUAUUUGGGUUAGUUUGUUUCUAAUGUGGGUUCUCUGGGGUAAUUUGAUGGCUUGAGUGGUCUUUUCAUCUCUUUCAUAUCCCUUAUUCAAGGAAACAGCAUAAUGACUGCAGGGUAAGUCAUAUUUGAAGGAUGUUUUGUACUAAAACCUCGUUUAAUUAUUCAGUUUUUAAAGGGAAAAAGGUGUGGCGACUCUCCACAUGGUGAGCUGUUUAUUUAAAUAUCAUUAAAGAGAAAAAUUAUGGUGAGAAGCACGCUCUCUCCGACUUGUUUGGUACUGACAGCUGAUAAAAGCUAUUUUCUAAUAAUAAAUAUCCAGUGUGUGAAAGACAAA
This is a messenger RNA of Cavia porcellus (domestic guinea pig), 2022 nucleotides long. It is a transcript of the gene Marchf3, whose product is annotated as membrane associated ring-CH-type finger 3. Gene Ontology annotation, molecular function: zinc ion binding; ubiquitin-protein transferase activity. Gene Ontology annotation, biological process: protein ubiquitination. NCBI's taxonomy places the organism in Eukaryota, Metazoa, Chordata, Mammalia, Rodentia, Caviidae. The transcript is spliced from 5 exons. The record is from RefSeq and is a predicted model, not a curated record. The coding region runs from base 520 to 1278 and encodes 252 amino acids.